This is a messenger RNA of Drosophila sulfurigaster albostrigata, 841 nucleotides long. It is a transcript of the gene TpnC4, whose product is annotated as troponin C, isoallergen Bla g 6.0201. Lineage: Eukaryota; Metazoa; Arthropoda; Insecta; Diptera; Drosophilidae. The transcript is spliced from 6 exons. The record is from RefSeq and is a predicted model, not a curated record. The coding region runs from base 196 to 657 and encodes 153 amino acids. Gene Ontology annotation, molecular function: calcium ion binding; enzyme regulator activity.
GCCGUUGUCACAUUGCUGCCUCGCAUUUGCCGUGCACUGACAUUUUGCCGUAGACCUAGUCGUAGUCGCUUAUAUACGGCGGACAGCAAUUGAAUUGCUUAGACGCUGGCGCUAACUCUGAUCGAUCUGAUCGAAAGUUAAUUUUUCAAUUCAAUUUGCUGUUAAUCAAUCUCUGAUUGGACUUUAUUUGGCAAUAUGGCAGAGGGCGAGUACGACAAGGAUCAACUGAGAAUUCUCCGCAAUGCCUUCAAGGCAUUCGAUCUGGAGGGCACUGGCUCCAUCGAUCACUCCGACGUCUCAAACAUUUUGGAAAUUCUCGGCCAGAAACUGGAACCGCCGGCAGUCAAGGCCCUCAUCAAGGAGGUCGAUAAGGGCACAACGGGUAAAUUAAAUUUCAGCCAGUUCUGCAAGCUGGCAGCUCGUUUCAUCGAGGUCGAGGAGGAUCAAGGCGCACUCCAGGCGGAACUCAAGGAAGCAUUCCGUGUGUACGACAAGGAGGGCAAGGGCUACCUAACCGUGGCCACCCUGCGCGGCAUUCUCCAUGAGCUCGACGACAAGAUCUCCAGCCAAGACUUGGACUCGAUCAUCGAGGAGAUCGAUGCCGAUGGCUCCGGCACAGUUGAUUUCGAUGAGUUUAUGCAAGUGAUGACAGGAUAAAUCUCGCACCAUACAAUAGUCGGAGAUAUCAAAAUAAAACAAAAAAACGAAAAAACAACACUGGGUGUGUUCUGUAUUCGAAUGUUUUGAGCGACAAUUGCAACAUUAAUGAAUUCAUCACUUGUAAAUUAAAACAAAAAUACUCUAUUCCAAAAGUUCAAUAAAUAUAAGAUUUAUAGCAAAA